UACGCCCCCUCACAAAUUCAAGAAUGGAUGUUCUUUUCUGGCACAAUCUUGAGAUAAAAUGUGCAAUCUUGCAUAUUUUCAAUCGAAAUUCUAUUGGCCCAAUCCUUUGGAAGAAUUCUGAAUUUGGCGUUUCAGAUUAGACAAGUUGGAUGAAGAAGAAAAGAAGAGGAGAGAGAGGCUCCGCAAGAUGAAGAAACUCGUACAAGAGACCAUUGUAUAGAACACCAUGACGACGACAAGAGAGGGAAGAGCAACGGAGGGCGGCGAGUGAAGGCCAAGAUGUCAAUUUCUUUACUACUACUGUGAGUGAUGGAUGAAUCCAAACAAAAACCGGUACAAGAAGAUUGGGUGAAGCAUCAAUUGAAAUCAAGAAAUUGGAAAUUGCUGCUGAAAAUAAUCAUCUCCUUAUUUAUUUAUUUAUUUUUAUUUUUUAUUUUCUGGGUACAAGAUGAGAUUUCAAGAAACUCAUUGCGGACAAAACUUCCCAAGAAUUCUUCCUGCUUUGUUCUUUGCUGAUAAUAAGCUAAAAGGAAUUCAACAAUAAAUGUAGCAGAUUUGAAGGCAAACAGGGCUAUUUACUUCUUCACUAAACAGUGCCUUUGGUAUGCAAUGAUCCAACUGGCAGGGACUGUCUACCAUCAAGCGAGACAAGAAUGGGUAACAAAACAAGAAUACGACAAAAACUUUGUGGGGGCGCUGGGACUACAUUAGUUAUUUUUGAACUAUCUUAGAACUGUUCAAUUUGAAGGCCCAUUAUGGGGUUAUUGAGAAAGAAAAUGAAAACAGGGAAAUCUUUUUAUAGAAAUCCUAAUGACAGGGAGGCAAUAGAUCUUGUUUCUUUGCUUGACACACUAGAUAGUUGUCACCUUUCUUGGGCUUUGGAGAGAAUAAUUUGGUCCUUGGAUAAUUCUGGUAUUUUUCCUUAUAAACACUUUUCAAAUUUUAUUUAUUCCAAAUUUCUAAUUGAAAUCAUUUCUGUUUGUCUGAUAAUAGUUGCAAGGCUAAAGUAAGGCUUCUGUGUGGCGGUCUCUAAUAUAAUUGAAACCAAUGCUUAUUGCAGAUUCCUAGAUCUAAUAGGGUUUUAUUUCCUGAUGUUUUUUUUCUUAUUUUUAAGAAUGAGAUGACUAGCCAUCUCUAUGGAAUAUCUGGAAUUGUCUUUUUUAGUAUUUUUGGGGAUCUUUGGGUUUACCUAGGAAUCUACAAGGUUAUUUUAGGGCUUUAGGAUAGAGAAGAAUUGUAAGAUCUUUUGGAGGUGUGUUUUGAUGCUAGUGGGCUGGUGUAAUUGGAUGGUGGGUAAUGCUAGAAUUUUAAAAGAUUAAAGUCCGGACAUGCAAUUAAUUGGAUUGGGAGAUGUCUAAUUCUCCUCUUUGUAAAUUCUUCUCUUAUUAAUGAAGUCUUGUAUUUUGCUAUAAAAAUAAUUUUUUUUUUUUUUGGAUAGGGAUUAGGGAGGUUUUCUUGGUUUCUCUGUGGUCUUCAGCUUUGGAGCGUUUAGAGGAUUUUCUUUUGGCUGAUAUUCAGAGGGACUGGAAGGCUGUAUUGUUUUAGUAUCUCUGAUGUUUUUUGCUUCUCUCUGUUUUUGUCUCCUCAUUUUUCCUCUACUUUUUAGGAGGUUGCCUUGUUCUUCUGUAGAACUUUUCUCUCUUUUCUAUUUGCUUCUUGUGUGUGUGUGUGUGUGUUUUAUUUUUUUGGAAUUAUUUACAAUUAGAAGUCUCGACAACUUUGUUAGAAAGAUUUCUUUCAGUAUUUUAAUGAGUUUUGGAUUUUUCCUCAAUCCUGAUUUAUUGAGUGUUAAAACCAUUUGUAGAAUAAUUUUAGCGGGGUGCCUAAUGUGUUUUCUUAGUUGUCAUUCUUUGUGUCGAUUGUCUUUUGAAAAUCUUACCAACUUUAUGCUUCAGAAAAUAAUUCCAUUCCAUGAAGUUACAUGUGUACGAAAAGCGAAAACAGCUGGGAUAUUCCCUAAUGCGAUAGAAAUUUUGGCCGGUAGUAGAAAGUACUUUUUUGCAUCAUUUCUAUCUCGUGAUGAAGCCUUCAAGCUUAUAAAUGAUGGAUUGUUGCAGCAUGGUACUAUUGCUAAAGCAAUCACAGAUCAACAGGAUUCAAAAUCUGAGUCUGGUAGCCAAGACAAUGGAAUAAUUGAUAAUGAACAGGUCAACAGUUCCAGCCCAGUCAAUGGAUUGGAUUCAAUUGAAAGGAAUGAGGAUACCCCUGUUUUCCAAGAUUCUAAGCUUCUACUCAAUGGUGAGGAUGUUAUAGUUUCAGAAACACUUUCAGAAGUGCAAGAUUAUAUAGAAGAGGAUACUGAAGCCGCUUUUAAUACUGCUACUUUAUCUUCAUCUUUUGGAAAGACUUUGUGGAAGCAGGAGGAUUCUGAAGCCCCCAAGGUACCUGAAUAUUACACAAAGGUUGCAGAGUCAAAGUUCCCGAUAAAGGCAGAGGAAUUUUUUACUCUCUUUUUUUCGGAUGAUGCUGUUGAUUUUGUUGAAUCAUAUCAUGGAAUAUGUGGAGAUAAAGAUUUUAGGUGCACUUCAUGGUGCCCUCAUGAAAAAUUUGGACAUGUUCGCGAUGUGUCAUUUCGACAUCCCAUUAAAAUAUAUUUUGGUGCAAGAUUUGGCAGCUGUGAGGAGGUUCAGAAAUUUCGUGUUUACCGAAACAGUCAUUUGGUUAUUGAGACUUCACAAGAAAUCAGUGAUGCACCUUAUAGCGAUUAUUUCCGUGUUGAGGGCCUGUGGGAUGUGGAGAAAGAUGGAGCAGAAUCAACAGACUGCUGCAUUUUGAGGGUGUAUGUGAAUGUGGCAUUUUGCAAGAAAACCAUCUGGAGAGGGAAGAUUGAGCAGGCUACAGCAGAAGAAUGUCGAGAGGCUUUUGCCAUUUGGAUAAACAAUGCACAUGAAUUGUUGAAGCAGAGGGAGCUUGAAAAACAGGAAGAAGAAAGCCCAAAGGCUAACAUGAUUCAGAAUGGUCAAGUUCAUGGGGAAAUGCAAAGAGAAUCAGGGGAACUCUCAGAAAGGUUACCUGAAGCACAUGACCAUUUAAGAAUCCCACAAACUGUAUCUGGUUUCAGGGAUGCCAACCAAGGAGUAGGCAAUUCAACACAAGGAAAUUUGAUUGAGGCUAAUUCCACAGGUUCUUUGUUUAGAAAAUUUAUGGCAAGACUAUGUUCAUCUAUGAAAACUCAAAACCAAAUUUCAGUGGUCUUGGUAAUCACCUUCGCCAUGAUCCUUCUUUUAAUGCAGCUGAGCAUAGUCGUGUUACUAAGUAGACCGCAGCAAGUCCACGUGAUUCAAGCGGAUUACAUGAGCACCGUAGGCAGUGGAGCAGGAGAUAGAGUUCCGGAUACAGCGGCCUGGCUGGAGCGGCAGAUUCUUCACCUCAAGGAUGAGAUGCUCAUGGUCGAAAGUCGUCUUGAGAAGAUGCGGCAGGAGCACUCAAUGUUGAAAGCACAACUGAAAGACCUAGAGAAGCUUAGGAAGCAAAGAUGGUAACCAACUGUAUAUUUUUACACGAUUCCACCUGGGUAAAUAUAUUCAUUUCCAUUUCUCUUUUUAAAUUUUCUUCUGUUGAAAAAUUUUCUCAGCCUGUAAAUGGUGUCCAAUUUGGUUCCUAAGUGAGUAAAAUAUAGGGAAAACUUGUUGCCAUCCAAUAAUCACAAAAUAUGGCAGCAUUGAGGUGGUGUUUCCUUUGACCCUAUUAAGAUGCUUAUGGAUAAAUAUAUCUGUUAAGAAGCUUCCAUUAA
Messenger RNA from Malania oleifera, 3733 nucleotides. RefSeq names its product protein VASCULAR ASSOCIATED DEATH 1, chloroplastic. The transcript is spliced from 14 exons. NCBI's taxonomy places the organism in Eukaryota, Viridiplantae, Streptophyta, Magnoliopsida, Santalales, Ximeniaceae. Bases 1554 to 3482 code for a protein of 642 amino acids. The record is from RefSeq and is a predicted model, not a curated record. Gene Ontology annotation, biological process: negative regulation of programmed cell death.